Messenger RNA from Acaulospora morrowiae, 798 nucleotides. NCBI's taxonomy places the organism in Eukaryota, Fungi, Glomeromycota, Glomeromycetes, Diversisporales, Acaulosporaceae. The record is from the annotation of a GenBank genome assembly.
AUGAGUGUACCGACAGUAUACGAUGACAAUCCUUCUCCAGCCCAAAGGGACAUUUGGGCAAGAGAGCAAUCAGAGUUGAAAUCGAGACUAAUCGAAGUUGACGAUCUAGAUUUCAAGAAGAUUAUUCUAGAUGAUAAAGGGGAAAAGGUGGAAUUUGAGGGAUUACACUAUAUCGGUGGUGUGGAUGUCAGUUUUGUUGAAAAUAAUGAACAGGAUGCUGUGGCAUCUUUGGUGAUUUUGAAAUAUCCGAGUCUAGAAGUAAUUUACGAAGAUUUCAAGAUGGUUAAAUUGAAACUUCCAUAUAUCGCUGGAUUUCUGGCAUUUCGCGAAGUUCAGCCUUUACUCGAGUUGCUUAAUACCAUUCGACAGGCAAAUCCUAUGAUAUUUCCUCAUAUAAUAUUGGUUGAUGGUAAUGGUACUUUGCAUCCAAGAAGAUUUGGAUUGGCUAGUCAUUUAGGAGUUUUGGCGAAUGUUCCUACAAUUGGCGUUGGCAAGAAUUUUUUACACAUCGAUGAUGGUGAGAGGAUGACCAUGAGUUACGUGAAAAGUGUGGUUAAAGAAGCGUUAAGAAAAGGAGGGAACUCGCAUAUCCUUCAAGGCGACUCGGGAAUGGUUUGGGGAGCGGCCGUCCGAAGCUUGGAAAGUACAACCAAUCCAAUAUAUAUUUCGGUUGGACACCGGAUAAGUCUUGAGACUGCUAUUAGCAUGGUGUUAAAAUGCUGUCGAUAUCGCAUUCCAGAACCCAUAAGACAAGCUGAUGUUCGAUCACGCGAAUUUAUUAGGAAUCAUUUUUCUUGA